Blepharisma stoltei is the source of this 820-nucleotide messenger RNA. The record is from the annotation of a GenBank genome assembly. NCBI's taxonomy places the organism in Eukaryota, Ciliophora, Heterotrichea, Heterotrichida, Blepharismidae.
AUGGGAGGAAAAAGCUCGAGCCAACAGCUAGAAGACACGAUUUUUAAUAUGAGACUCGCCUCAAAACAGCUUCAAAAAGAAUCACAGCGUAGCGAAAAAGAGGAAAAAAUCGAAAAAGAUAAAGCCAAAAAGUACCUUGAAAAAGGUUUAAUUGAUACUGCAAGAAUUUAUGCUGAAAAUGCUAUUAGAAAGAAAAAUGAAGCUCUGAAUUACUUACACACCCCGGCUAGCAGGACCAUUAGAGCAAUCCUAUUUUAAAAGAAAUUAGUAUAUAAUUAAUGUUUAUAUAAUUAAAUUUCAGACAAAUUAUAUUUAAUUUUAUAUCGCUCGCAUGUAAAACAUUAAUUUAAACCAAAUUAGAUUUUUUUUUCAAAUAUUUGCAAUUGUCAAAAAAAUUACAGCAAGCAAAAUAUCUGCUUUAUAGUCAAGGGGGGAGUUAAGACUGUCAAGCAAAAUGGAUGCGGUCUGCUCCAGGAUCCAAUCGGCAGCCAGAACUGAGAAUAUGACCCACCAAUUCCAAAGAGUAAUUCCUCAAAUGAAUAGAGUCCUUCAGAAUAUGAACUUAGAAAAUAUCAGCCAAACAAUGGGCCAGUUCGAAAAAUGCUUCGAAGACUUAGACGUCGCAUCGGGGUAUAUCAAUGAAUCAUUGAACUCUACCACUGCAGUUUCUACACCGAAAGAACAAGUUGAUUCUCUACUAGGAAUGAUCGCAAGCGAGCACAACAUUAACAUUCAAGAACAACUUGGAGAAACCCCGUUAACCGGUGGGGCCAAUUUGACUGAAGAUCAGAUGAAGUCAAGAUUUGAAAGACUAGGAUAA